Molecule: messenger RNA, 1131 nt
Organism: Drosophila takahashii
Lineage: Eukaryota; Metazoa; Arthropoda; Insecta; Diptera; Drosophilidae
Product: neprilysin-1-like
Biological process (GO): proteolysis
Cellular component (GO): plasma membrane
Molecular function (GO): metalloendopeptidase activity
Source: RefSeq, a predicted model, not a curated record
AUGAGCCAAUACUUACAAUCCUUUCAAUUGCCAGAGGAUAAAAUUGCAAGUGUGACCGACGGGGUUUUAGCGUUCUAUCGCGACGCGCUAACAAACGCCAUAAAAUGGUAUCCCUACGAUUCCUGGGCUCAGAAUGCAUCCGAAUUCAAUUUGUACGUUGAGAAGAUGAACGAGGUGUCAAAACGUCAUCCUGAGGCUGUGGUCAAUUAUUUGGCUAGAAGCUGCUGUACUCAUUCGACGCCAAAAUUACUGACGACAGUAGCCAAGGCGAAUAACUCCAUGCCGUAUCUCUUCAACAAACUCUAUAUGGCAGCCUACCUUACGGAGAAAACAAAGAUGGGAGUUAAGGACUUGCGGAAAAGCCUAAGAAGAACGCUGGAAGAAACCGAUUGGUUGGACUGGGAGUCUCGAAAGGAGGUACUGCGUAAGGGAUCCCCAUUUUUGUCGCCCAUAAGCUCAGUCCAGAACAAUUUGCUAACCGAUCGCCUAAUCAGGGAGAUGGGCCGCCUGGAAAUAGUAGAAGAUAGUUAUCCGGCGACGUUUAUAAACCUUCAACGCCUCAUUGUCGACAUCGAUCGAUUCAGCACUCGUCACUCUAAGGAACUUUCCAAUGAAAUCCGAUCGCAGAGGGGUUUGUUGAUAGACGUUCAUCACUUGGUGAGGUUUUUGCAAGAUUACGAAGAUUACUGGCCGUCCGCCAUGAAGUUCGGCGCUUUGGGUGGUCUUCUUGGCCAGGAAAUCAUCGGCCAUAUAAACUUCUCGUUAAAGGGUGCGCAACCCAUGUUUGAGGAACGCGCCAAAAGCUUUCUGGAUCACUACAGUAAGUAUCUGAAUCUGACAAGCGAUACACUAAAGCAGCACUUGGACGAAAUCGCAUCAUUGCAAUUAGCAUUUGCGGCCUACAAAAGCCAAAAGAAUCAGCACAAUGUCACCAAGGAGAUGCCAGGACUCAACUUGUCCGCCGAUCAGCUCUUCUUUGUGAAAUACGCCCAAUCGCUUUAUUACAAUUCCAAAGGACAAAGAAACUUACAAAGGAACGCAAUUGUGGGCGCCUUAUCGAGCAGAGCGGCCUUCAACUGCCCUGUAGAUCCAGACCUGCGUCUUGCUGCCAAAACGUGUCGUCUGUUUUAG